Molecule: messenger RNA, 264 nt
Organism: Aureobasidium vineae
Lineage: Eukaryota; Fungi; Ascomycota; Dothideomycetes; Dothideales; Saccotheciaceae
Source: the annotation of a GenBank genome assembly
AUGCCACCACGCUUCCAUAAGAAGCUCAAGACUACGGUCAAAGAUCUGGUCACCAAGAUCAAGGGCGCUCUUGGUGACAGCAGCAGUAAGUACUCUCGCAUCACGUUUCAGUCUUUCUUCUCACUCAAACGAUUGCACAGGANNGACAGCAUCAGGGCGUCGUCAACGGCCUCACCAACCACUGAACUCGAGCAAGACGCAAAGGCGCGCGCACGGCUCCCUUCCACCGUCCCUGCCACGGAGCGCAUGACCCUUGACAAGUGA